Molecule: messenger RNA, 4410 nt
Organism: Podarcis muralis (Common wall lizard)
Lineage: Eukaryota; Metazoa; Chordata; Lepidosauria; Squamata; Lacertidae
Gene: NSG2
Product: neuronal vesicle trafficking associated 2
Biological process (GO): clathrin coat assembly; endosomal transport
Cellular component (GO): endosome; membrane
Molecular function (GO): clathrin light chain binding
Source: RefSeq, a predicted model, not a curated record
UCUCCGGAGAAAACGAGGGCUUUCCGAUUCCCUUCCUGUUCAAAAUGCAGCCCCAGACGCAAGCGUGUCCACCCUCGAACGGCAGGCUCAGAACAGGGGAUGGCUAAAAUAAUGAUUCUGAUUAAACACCACACCCCAAGGGGUUAAUGCAGCAGUCGUGAUUAAAACAACAACGCACAGCGCAACACACACACGCACACACAAAAGCCCCAGGCCAGAACCACCCUUUCCUUGUGCAAGUCUCCUGGUUUCCUUGGAUUUCGAACAAAGCAGCAAGGCGGGGUUCGCUCAUCUGACAUGAUCGUGAUUUAUCGCUUUGCUUAUUAUGUUUGGAUCUAAGCAAGGGGAGGCUUGAUCUGGGCUCUCUUGGAAGGUGGCUCAAGAAGCAUGCUUGGUCUGGAAAGUGAGGUCUAAGGAUGGUGAAACUUGGGAGCAAUUUGAAUGACAAGAACAAGCAGCAGCCGUCCAAUGAGGAUGGCUUUCAGACGGUUCCAUUGAUAACACCCUUGGAAGUAAAUCAUUUGCAGUUCCCAGCUCCGGAAAAGGUGAUUGUGAAAACAAGAACAGAAUAUCAACCAGACCAGAAGAACAAAGGAAAACUCAGAGUGCCCAAAAUUGCUGAAUUCACAGUCAGUUUCACUGAUGGUGUAACAGAAAGAUUAAAGGUCACUAUUCUCAUCAGUUUGGCUCUUGCGUUCCUCGCCUGCAUAGUAUUUCUUGUGGUAUACAAAGCUUUUACCUACGACCACAGUUGCCCAGAUGGAUUUGUUUAUAAGCAUAAGCGGUGCAUUCCAGCCUCCCUGGAUGCUUACUAUUCCGCUCAGGAUUCCAACUCCAGGGGCAGAUUCUACACCGUCAUCAGCCACUACAGCAUGGCCAAGCAAACCAGCUCACGGUCCGUCUCUCCCUGGCUUUCCUCUGGAUCGGUAAAUCACGAAGCCAAGGCCGCCAAGACAGAAGGCCAUUAAAGCCAGCUGGUGGCCUAGGGAUGGAGGGGAAUGGGGAAGAACAACAUCAUGUCUCUAAAGCAUUGCUCUAGUUCAGCGAGGGCACUGGGCAAUCAGUGCAGCAAGAAUAAAGCAACUCCAAGUGCAGGUGUCAUCUUAAUGGAUAUUUCUCUCUCUUUCUUCUCUCUCUCUCUCUCUCUCUCUCUCUCUCUUUCACUCUUUCUCUCACCCCCCCUCCUUUGGUGCAUUGUUCUCGUUGAUUUGUAACUAAGUCAAAAUCCUGUACAAAGGCAUGUUAGGUGUUGACUAUAUCUUAACAAUGUACAAAUAUUUUUAAAAUCAUUGCUUAAGAUUUGUUAGAAAAAUGAAAAAAAAAUAAUGAAAAAACACACAAACAAAAGCAAAUCCAGAGAACAUUUGCGAGGAAGUAGAAGAAAUCACAAGCAUAGUUUCUCAGGCCUUCCUUGCCCGCCCCCAAAGGGAAAACAGCAACAACACACAAUACUGUGGAAUUUGUCUGUCAGAUUAAAAGGGAAACUUGUGUUGAUGGAGGGACACAAUAGAAUGUUACACUAGGCUGGGCAAAAGGGCAUGAGCCUCUAGCCCAACUUAGGGCUUUACAGAUCUGAUCUAUAAAAUGAAAAUGGAUGCGGAAACCCUUGACGCAGUGCAUUCAUUGGAGUCCCCUGCAUGUGCAAUGACCUGGUGGAUCGUGGCUACCAUUUCUUUGGUUUCUCUCUCAGAGGGAAAUACUGAGGAAGGGCCAUAGCUCAGUGGCAAAGCAUUUGCUCUGGAUGCAUAAAAUCCCAGGAUCAGUCCCCAUCAUCUCCAGAUAGGGCUGGAAAUGUCCCCUGCCUGAAACCCUGGAAAGCCACUGCCAAUCAGUGUAGACGGUCCAGAACUAGAUGGAUCAGUUGACUGACUCAGUAAAAGGAGACUCCUUAUGUUUGUGCCAAUUCACAUGUCUAUACUGACUCACAAACUGAGUUUAAAACGUUCACCCCCAACCCCCACCAGGCCACAGUUGAGCUGGUCUGUUGGCAACCUUCUUGCUUUCUAAAAUACCUGUCCUAUUAGAUGUCGGAAAAGCUGAAACAGGAAUAUCUGAAAUGACCUCUUUCUGCUUCAGAGGCCACCGGAGGAUUGAUUCUCCAGUGCAGUGAGCAGUAUUUUGAGGAAGAUAAGCCCCUGAAAUUAGCUUAUUCUGUAGAUAAUUAGUAGCUUACAAGAAAGAUUCCAUGAACACAAUCCAGAGGUGAGCGCCUCUCAGACUUGCAAACCUAAAUGGGUUUUUUCCUACUCUUUCUGCUUCAGCUGUUCCUCACCUCAUUCAACCUCCAAUUGUCUUAUUUUUCAGACAAAGUGAUUAUUUUAUAUGACACCCCCCCCCAUAAUCUGCAUGUUACUUGGAGCUGUUGUGGAAAGAACAGGUAGACAAACCCCUGUGUACCAUAUGCAUGUUUUUCCUUGCUGGAACAUAGCGAGAUUCCUUAGGAUGAUAUGUUUUAAUCCCUCUAGAUUCAUCUUUUUGCCAUGAGCUAUGAAGCCCAAAGCUAAAAUACUCAACUAUUACCAUGCUGAUGGCAAAGAGACAUGGGGCCACUUUGCAUCUACCAUUCCCCACUCACAAAGAAAUAGUCUAAUUCCUCUAAUAGUCGGGGUGGGGGGAAGCUGAGCCUGGAUAGCUCAGUUGGUUAGAGCCAGUGCUGAUAAUGCCAAGGUUGCAGGUUUGAUCCCCACAUGGGGCAGCUGUAGAUUCCUGCAUUGCAGGGGGUUGGAGCAGAUGAUCUUCAGGGUCCCUUCCAACUCUACAAUUCUAUAAGUCUAUAAGUGUUUAUUUUGCCAAGACUACUUGGCUACUGCAUCUAGGCAUCUGGUUUAUACUGGGUCAGAGCACUGAUCCAUCUAACCCAAUGUUCUGACUGGUAGCAGCUUUCUGGGGUUUCAGGCAGAAAGAGAGCGAGAGAGCUCUUUCACAUCAUCUACUACCUUGUACUUGGAGAUGUUAGGGAAUGAACCCAGGACCUCUUGCAUGCAGAUGAUGUGUGCUACCACUGAGCUAUGGCCUCACCAUUUUCCUGCAUCAAAGCCAACCUUUAAUUGGUAAGACUUCAGGAAAGGGUGUUCAUUUCCCAUAAACAAGUCUUGCUAGGCUUGUCAUUGGUGGGACGGAGACAAGUAUAUAUUUUGACCGCAUCAAGAAGAGUGGAUUCCAUGCCAGUCUCCGUCACCAGCUGACUGCACAAAACCACCUCGUUGUGAAAACAAAGUACUUGUGUGAAUUGACCCUUAAGCCCAAUAUGCUUUACAUGGUUUGGAGCAGGGGUGCUGCUUCCUUGGAGUGGAUAGUGGUCAUCAGGGCAGGGUAUGGCGGCAUUUCUGGCUUCCUAGUGUGGAGGUUGCUGCUGGUAACUGAGAGGGAGAGGGUUGAGGCAGCUGGGAGGUUGGCACGGUGUGGAUGCAGCAGCAGGAACAUCACAUCAGCUCUGCUGCUGAACCCACAACCACACUUGACUUCACUGACACCUCCCCUCUUGGUUAGCAGCAGUGAUCUCCUCGUUGGGAAGCCUGCUGGGCAAAGCUGUCCCCUGCCACUGGCUGCUCCUGCUUGCAUUAUCAAUUAAACGUCAAGGCUUACUAGCACCACCUUAGGUGCCCAGAUCAUAUGGGCACUUCCAUGCAAUUUGACGCCCGGUGCAGGAAGUCCCAGGGCAUAGUUUGAGGGCAUGUAAUGCAGCCUCCUUGUUAAAGCUAAGCAGGUCUGGAUUUGGUCAGUGCCUGAAUGGGAAACUGCCUGGGAACUCCAUGUACACUGUCUUAUGAUGGAUCACGGAGGGAAAGCAGGUUAUAAACAUACUGAAGAAAUAUUACAACUUCUUUGAGUGAAUGAUCAUUCAAUUAGAUGGGCUGGAAUUUGCUUGGGAGUGGUCAGCGGGAGCAACGUUUCGAUGAUUAUGCCCAAAGUGAACCAAAUUAAAAGGAAAACUAAGCAAAGUGGAAUUGAAUCAAACCCAAUCAAAGUGUUAUACUGACUGCAAGUGAGAGUCCUACAAAAUGAACUCGGAAGUCAGAUAUCUUAUUUAAGUCAAAUAUGUAUAUUUUGUUUGCAAAAAAAAAAAAGUCCAUUGAGUUGGAGCUGGAGUACAAAAGGAGUUAUGAUAAAUGGUUGUAUAAUGUAGCCAAAACUGUAGUGCCAAAUCUCAUUGUCUGACUUUUUACCCUUAUCUCUCUACCCCCUUCCUGCUUCAUACUUCACCUGUAAAUCCAUUUCUCACCUGAAAUGUACAAAUCCAUGGGGAGGGGGGGUUAAGCCCCCAACAACAAUGCCCAGAACAACUACUGGACAAUUUAUAAUUUUGUGGUGUAUUGUAUGUCAGUAGGUAGAAGAGACUGAAGUAUUUUUGGUGUAGUUCUUGACCUUUUCUGACAGGACAAAUAAAGCUAGAUGUGUCUGAGAGUCUCA